This is a messenger RNA of Anoplopoma fimbria (sablefish), 1494 nucleotides long. It is a transcript of the gene cln6b, whose product is annotated as CLN6 transmembrane ER protein b. The record is from RefSeq and is a predicted model, not a curated record. The transcript is spliced from 9 exons. The coding region runs from base 550 to 1494 and encodes 314 amino acids. NCBI's taxonomy places the organism in Eukaryota, Metazoa, Chordata, Actinopteri, Perciformes, Anoplopomatidae.
GAGAGGAGGAGGAGGAGACCGGGAGGAGAGGGCCGCUGCUGGGGCUCCGGCAGCCGGACAGCCGGGGAGCACGGAGGCUAUUAGCUCGGAUGCUAACUGGGAUGCUAGCUGGGAUGCUAACUGGGAUGCUAGCGGGAGCUGUGAGUGUGUCUGUGUGUCUGGUUUCCCGCAGAAGAAGCGUGAAAGUGCGUGAAGUCAGACGUUCACGUUCACCUGCUGCCCGAAGCAGCCGUUCACCUUAAAAACACCUCCGACUGGAACUUUAUCCGGCUCGGAAAGGUUCCGCCUCUCUUCACUUCCGGUUUUGAACAAAACUUUAUGCAACAGUUUCGGACGAACCAAGUUCAGCUUCAUCACCGACGUGAGGAAGAGUCAAGAGAGGAAACGAGGAGGAAGGAAAGGAGCUGAGAACAUCACAGAGGAGACAGAUAGUGAUGGAGGAGCAGCAGGAUUAUCUCCAUCUAUAUUUAUAUUGUUAGUUAUUAAACCUGAUAACAGUUUAAAUGAAACUUUAGUUUAACAGAACAGACGGUGAUCUGAAUCAGAAGGAUGCAGACGUCCAGCCGGAGGAGACAGAACUCAGCUCUGCAUGCAGCGACCUUCAUGUGCAGCCGGGCGGUCCGUUCUGCAGAGGAGGAGUCGGUUCUGUCGAAGCCUCGUUUCCAUCUGGACCUCUGGCUCGGCUUCACCGUCCACAGCUGGAUCCUGGAUGUGGGCCGGCCCGUUGUCACGCUCUUCUUUCCAGCAGACUGGUUUCCUCUGAACCGACCCGGAGCUGCAGAAUAUCUUCACAUCCUGUCCAACAUCAGCACCCCACUGCUGCUGCUCAGAAUGCUUGAACACAGCCCCAGGACGUUGCCACGCACCGCCGUCCACCUCGGCAUCAUAGCCGUCGUCAUGGGAACCAGCCUCCACCUGGUGGCUGACUCCAUCACCCGGCGCCUCCUGCUGAUUGGCUACCAGCUUCACCUGUCUGUCAGAGAGGAUCCGGCCAUGAGGAGCCUCCAGCCCUCCUCACUGAUCGAUGCCUUUGAGCUUCUGUGUUACUAUGACGACACUCUCGGUCAUCUGAUGUGGUCCGUCCCUCUCUUCCUCGUCCUCUUCCUCUUCUUCUCCGGUUGUUUCAGUCAGAGGAGUCAGGAGGAGAAGAUGCCGGCGGCGGCGUGGAUGCUGCUCCUCCCCACCGCCGCCUACUACUGGUUCCUGAUCACCGAGGGUCAGACCUUCAUCCUCUUCAUCUUCACCUUCUUUGCCAUGACGGCCAUGGUGAUGCACCAGAGGAGGAGGAGCCUGGUUCCCGACGGCAACGGCCUCUUCAUGCUCUACAGUUUCUCUGCAGCUCUGUUCCUGGUGGCGGUCUGGGUGGCGUGUUUGUGGAGCGACGGCGUCCUCAGGAGGAAACAUCCAGGACUCAUCUACAUCCCACAACCUCGAGAGGUUUACACGCUCCACCUCCGUCAGGACCAGAAAGACAACUCUGGUUCUGAAAAGUGA